This is a messenger RNA of Gopherus evgoodei (Goodes thornscrub tortoise), 7373 nucleotides long. It is a transcript of the gene ATG2B, whose product is annotated as autophagy related 2B. Lineage: Eukaryota; Metazoa; Chordata; Testudines; Testudinidae. Gene Ontology annotation, cellular component: phagophore assembly site; extrinsic component of membrane. Gene Ontology annotation, molecular function: phosphatidylinositol-3-phosphate binding. Gene Ontology annotation, biological process: piecemeal microautophagy of the nucleus; autophagy of mitochondrion; reticulophagy. The coding region runs from base 398 to 6640 and encodes 2080 amino acids. The record is from RefSeq and is a predicted model, not a curated record. The transcript has 42 exons.
GCGUCACUGUCGCUCGGUUCUGGUGUCAGGGGGAGAGUAGAGGCGCGUAGGAGGUGGCGGGUCCGCUGAGGGGAUAGAAGCCAGGUGGCAGAGAGAGCGCGCGCGCGCGCGCCCCCGCGGUGGAGCCCCGAAGUCACCAGCCGCCCACCUCCCCACAUCCCAGGGCGCCGAGAAGAUGGCGGCGACGGCUCAGUGAGAAUGGAGCUACCUGUCACUGCUUUCUCCCCGUGAGGGUGCGGGGUCCGGCCCCACGGGAUGCGAGUGGGGGGACCGUAGGGAGCCCUUUCCCUAGCAGAGCUGACUCGAGCCCGGCAGCUCCCCGCCCCCCAUCCCCCCAGCUGAUUAGCCCCCUCUUUCUAGCCCAGCAGCUCCAGCCUAGUGACAACCACCUGCUACCAUGCCUUGGCCUUUCUCAGAGUCCAUCAAGAAAAGGGCCUGCAGGUACCUGCUGCAGAGGUACCUGGGCCACUUCCUGCAGGAGAAGCUCAGUCUGGAGCAGCUCAGCCUGGAUCUGUACCAGGGCACCGGCUCUCUGGCGCAGGUCCCUCUGGAUAAAUGGUGUCUUAAUGAGAUUCUGGAAUCAGCAGAUGCACCCCUGGAAGUCACUGAAGGGUUUAUCCAGUCAAUUUCUCUGUCUGUUCCAUGGGGGUCAUUGCUACAGGAUAACUGUGCACUAGAAGUGAAAGGAUUAGAGAUGGUCUUCAGGCCAAGGCCUCGUCUUGCAUCUGGUUCAGAGCCUAUGUAUUGGUCAAGUUUUAUGACCAGUAGUAUGCAACUUGCAAAAGAAUGUCUUAGCCAAAAACUGACAGAUGAACAAGGAGAAGGGUCUCAACCUUUCGAAGGGCUUGAGAAGUUUGCAGAAACUAUUGAAACAGUUCUAAGAAGAGUGAAAGUUACCUUUUUAGAUACUGUUUUGAGAAUUGAACAUGUGCUGGAAAAUUCUAAAAGUGGGUCUGCACUUGAAAUCCGAAUUGAGAAAACUAUGUACUGUGAUGAAACUGCUGAUGAAUGCUCUGGAAUUAAUGUACAUCAGCCCACAGCCUUUGCUCACAAGUUACUUCAGCUCUCAGGUGUUUCUCUCUUCUGGGAUGAGUUUCCAGCAUCAGCAAAGUCCUCUCCCAUGUGUUCAGCUACACAGUUGGCAGUGGAACCAAAGCUUUCCCCUAGCUGGAACCCAAAAAUUGUAUAUGAGCCACAUCCACAGUUAACCAGAAACUUGCCAGAAGUUGCUCCUUCUGACCCUGUGCAGAUUAGUAGGCUGAUUGGUAAAAUGAAGUUGAGCCUUACAUUAAAACAACAUGAAGUACUUCCUGGAGCUAAGUUGGAUGUAGAUGGGGAGAUAGACUCUAUACACCUAUUCCUGUCACCAAGGCAGGUACAUCUUCUAUUGGACAUGUUAGCAGCCAUUGCUGGGCCAGAGAGCCCCAGCAGGAUAGAAUUAUCAAAUAAAGAUAGAAAGAACCGACCAAUGCAACAGGAGGACGAAUAUCGGAUUCAGAUGGAGCUGAAACGUUACUUAAGAAAAGAAUCUUUGUCAGCAGUAGCAUCAUCUGAGCAGAGCUUUUACGAGACAGAGACCACCAGAACACCUUCUAGCCGUGAAGAAGAAGUUUUCUUCUCAAUGGCUGACAUGGACAUGUCUCACAGUCUCUCCUCUCUUCCACCUCUUGGAGACCCACCAACUAUGGAUCUAGACCUGUCUUUAACUAGUACAUACACUACUACACCAGCAGGUUCUCCAUUGAGUGCUACAGUGCUUCAGCCAAUGUGGGGUGAUUUUCAUGACCCUAAUAAACAAGAACCACCACCACCACCACCACCAAGAAGUUCAUCAUUUACACCCAGUACUGUUCACCAAACUCCUUUCAGAAGGACUUCACUUCCAUCCAGAUCUGUUUCAGUGGAUGAAUCCAGGCCUGAACUUCUUUUUAGACUGGCACUGGGCACUUUCUCAGUAUCUGUACUUCACAUUGACCCUCUACCACCACCUGAAACAUCACUGAAUCUUAACCCGCUGACACCAAUGACACUGGAUUUCUUUACCCGAAUAGAAAAGAUUGAUCCAGUUAAGUUUUCAACAGAAGAUUUUCUGUCCUUCCGAGAAGUGUUUGCAGAAGCUUGUUCUCAUGACCACCUUAGAUUUAUAGGUACUGGUAUCAAAGUCUCUUAUGAACAAAGACAAAGGUCUACUUCUCGAUGCAUCAGCACAGAUUUGUCCAUUGGGCAUAUGGAACUACUGGAAUGUCUUUUCUCUACCGACUCCUGCUCCAUUCAACCUCACUAUACAGAGCUGCUAACAUUUCAUUCUGAAAAAGGAAAUGAUACACAUCCUCUUUCAUGCCUUCAACUCCAUUAUAAGCACUCAGAUAACAGAGGACCUCAGGGUAGUCAAGGAAGACUGAGCUCUGUUCCACAGAAAGCAGAAUUACAAAUCAAGCUAAGUCCAGUAUUUUGUGAACUGGAUAUUAGUAUUGUAGACAGACUAAAUUCUUUACUUCAGCCACAGAAACUAACCACGGUGGAGAUGAUGGCAUCUCACAUGUACACAUCUUACAACAAACACAUUAGUCUGCACAAAGCGUUUACCGAAGUUUUUCUGGAUGAUUCAUGUACACCAGCAAACUGUAGAAUUUCUGUGCAAGUUACUUCACCAGCAUUAGAUCUUUCUGUUCGCUUCCCUAUACCUGACCUGCGAUCAGAUCAGGAAAGAGGACCAUGGUUUAAAAAAUCACUUCAGAAGGAAAUCCUUCAUCUUGAAUUUACAGAUAUGGAAUUCAAGACUGAGUUUAUAGGAGGUUCAACUCCAGAACAAGUUAAACUGGAGCUUACUUUCAAAGAGCUAGGUGGCUUAUUUGAAGAAGAUAAAACAGAAUCUUCAAUAAAGUUCUUUCAAGUGUCCAGUGGCAUAGAUGGAGAUAUGAUAUCAUCUGACAACUUUGAUUGGCCACGGAUUGUACUGAAAAUAAACCCACUGGCUAUACACUCCAUUCUGGAAAGGAUAGCAGCUGAAGAAGAAGAGGGUGAUGGAAACUUUCAAGAGGAAGAGGAAGGAGGAUCUCAUUCUCUUAAGGAUGUCUGUGAUCUUAGAAGACCAGAACCUUCUCCUUUUUCCUCUCGUAGGGUCAUGUUUGAAAAUGAAGAGAUGGUGAUGCCAGGUGAUGCAGUUGAGAUGACAGAGUUUCAGGAUAAAGCAAUCAGCAAUUCUCAUUAUGUACUGGAACUCAUGUUACCAAAAGUUCACUUAACACUCCCAAACAAGAGCUUUUAUGAGAAACUUUACAAUAGGAUCAGCAAUGAUUUAUUAUUGUGGGAACCCACAGCUCCAUCUCCUGUAGAAACAUUUGAAAAUAUUUCAUAUGGUGUUGGACUCUCAGUGGCCAGCCAAAUGAUCAAUACUUUCAGUAAAGACAGCUUUAGUCAAUUCAAAUCUACAAUUCAUUAUGAUGAUGAGAGUGGAUCUGAGGAGGAAACUCUACAAUAUUAUUCCACAGUUGAUCCAAACUAUCGUUCACGCCGGAAGAAAAAACUUGAAUUGCAAAACAAGAACACACAGAGCUCUCUCUCUGUUAUUCUAAACGUUAAUCAUGGAUUAGUGUCAAUAUUCACAGAUGUAAAGCAGGAUGGUGGGAAUAUUUUGGAAGGCAAGCGUGGUGAAUUCUGGUUUGAGUUCAACAGUGGUUCAUUAUUCUGUGUGACUAAAUAUGAAGGUUUUGAAGACAAACAUUACAUCUGUCUUCAUUGUAGCAGUCUCAGUUUACAUCAUCAAGGUGUGGUGGAUGGAGUUGUCCCUCCAUCUGAAAUACGACUGCCUACCACAAUGCGUCCACAUUGGUUAGAACCUACCAUUUAUUUUUCCGAAGAAGAUGGUCUCAGUAGGACUUCUUCGGAUGGUGUGGGAGUGGACUGUUUAAGUAUGCUGUCUGUUGCAGUGAAAAUCCAGUCAAAUAAAUCGGAGAGCAACACAAAGGAAUUUCUAGUUGCUAUUGGGCUGAGAGGAGCCACUCUCCAGCACAGAGUAUUGCCUUCAGGUCUAAGCUGGCAUGAACAGAUUUUAUAUUUUUUGAAUAUUUCUGAUGAGCCUGUUUUGGGAUAUAAUCCUCCAGCUUCCAUUACAACUUUUCAUAUACACCUCUGGAGUUGUGUUCUUGAUUACAGGCCUUUGUUUUUGCCAACCAGAUCUCUACUUACUGUUGAAACUUUCAGCAUUUCCAGUAACGUUGCACUGGAUAAGUCCUCUUCUACUCUCAGAAUAAUCUUGGAUGAGGCUGCUUUACAUUUGUCUGACAAGUGCAACGCUGUUACAGUGAAUCUGCAGAGAGAUUAUAUUCGUGUUAUGGAUAUGGGACUCUUGGAACUGACUAUAACAGCAGUAAAACCUGGUUCUGAUGGGGAGAGAAUUAAGCCACGCUUUGAGCUACAUAGUUCCAGUGAUGUAAUCCAUAUCCGAACAUGCUCAGACUCUUGUGCUGCGCUAAUGAAUCUUAUACAGUAUAUUGCGAGUUAUGGCGAUUUGUAUCCGCCUAGCAAGACAGAGAUUAAAGCUGGGGUCGUCAAGCAGAAAACCAAGGCAUAUGCCUCUAGCCAACCAUCUUCUCAAGGACUAGUCCUUGCUGAAGCGGAACAACAGAUUUUACGGGAUUUGAUGAGUGAUGCUAUGGAGGAAAUUGAGACCCAUCAAGCUGCUUCCCCCAUUAGGCCACAAUCUAACGGAAUCUUGGAUGAAAAAUCUCAAACCCAGGAACCAGCUUGCUCAGAUCUCUUCCUGUUUCCAGAUGAAAGUGGGAACAUCUCACAAGAACCAAGUCCCACAUACACUUCAUUUACUCACCACCUGAUUAAAGAGGCGAUGGGAGACAUACCGACUGAAAAUGAUGACUUCUGCAUUCUUUUUGCACCCAAAGCUGUUGUUUCUGAGAAAGAGGAGGAGCCAGUAGUGAAAAUAAUGGUUGAUGAUGCAAUUCUGAUAAAAGACAAUCAUUUCAGCCUGCCUGUAAAAAAGGCAGAUACGAGCAAAGCCCCGCUACAUUUUCCUAUUCCUUUGGUUCGCUAUGUUGUGAAGGAAAUCUCUCUUAUUUGGCACCUUUAUGGAGGAAAGGAUUUUGGGACUGCACCUACUACUUCUCCAGCUAAAAGUUUUAUUAGUCCUCAUAGUUCUCCUUCUCUCACACCAACAAGACAUGGACGUAGUAUGACAUGUGGGGGAAGAGGAAGGAACCCAGACUUCUUAAUGGAAAUACAGUUAAGCAAGGUGAAAUUCCAGCAUGAGGUAUACCCUCCAGGAGGGCCGGAAUGUGAAUGCAGUCUGUUGGAGCAGCCAGUGUCCCGGCAGGUUUUUAUUGUUCAAGACCUUGAGAUCAGAGAUCGCUUGGCUACAUCACAGAUGAAUAAAUUUCUCUAUCUUUACUGUAGUAAGGAGAUGCCCAGAAAAGCACAUUCUAAUAUGCUAACAGUUAAAGCAUUACAUGUCCGUCCAGAGUCUGGCAGAUCCCCACAAGAAUGUUGUUUACGUGUAUCACUAAUGCCACUUCGCCUCAAUAUUGACCAGGAUGCCUUGUUUUUCCUGAAGGAUUUUUUCACUAGCCUUUCUACAGAAGUGGAAGUUUUAAUGACUCCAGAUCCAGAAGUUAAAAAGUCUCCUGGUGCUGAUGUAACCUGUAGUUUGCCCAAGCAUGUCAGCAGUUUCAAGGACCCAAGCCCGGUCAUUUCUUUCUCAGUACACAAGCAAACAAGCCAAAAUGAUAGUGUUGAUUCUGUGGAUAUGGUUAAUGGAGAGGACCAUCAUUUUUCACAUGAAGAGACAUCGUUCAGUGAUCAACCAGUCUUUUUCAGAGAAUUUCGAUUUAUAUCAGAAGUUCCAAUACGUCUUGAUUACCAUGGCAAACAUGUCUCAAUGGAUCAGGGUACGUUAGCUGGGAUUUUGAUUGGUCUUGCGCAAUUAAACUGCUCAGAGUUAAAGUUGAAGAGACUUUGCUAUCGACAUGGUUUGUUAGGUGUGGAUAAGCUAUUCUCUUAUGCCAUCACUGAAUGGCUUAAUGACAUAAAGAAAAACCAGCUACCAGGAAUCCUGGGAGGAGUAGGACCUAUGCAUUCAUUAGUGCAAUUAGUUCAAGGUCUGAAGGACUUAGUAUGGUUACCAAUAGAACAGUACCGAAAGGAUGGUCGUAUUGUAAGAGGCUUUCAAAGAGGAGCAGCUUCCUUUGGUACUUCUACUGCAAUGGCAGCUUUAGAGCUAACAAACAGAAUGGUUCAAACCAUACAGGCAGCUGCAGAAACUGCUUAUGACAUGGUCUCCCCAGGUCCUAGUUUUAUUGAGACAAAAAAGGUCAAACGAUUCUCUCGGCAUCGCUUAGCUCAUCAGCCAGUAGACCUACGGGAAGGUGUGGCCAAAGCAUACAGUGUGGUAAAAGAGGGAAUUACAGACACUGCCCAGACCAUAUAUGAAACUGCUGCUCGAGAGCAUGAGAACAGAGGGGUAACGGGAGCAGUAGGAGGAGUCCUCCGCCAAAUUCCACCAGCUGUGGUGAAACCUCUCAUUGUCGCAACAGAGGCAACCUCAAAUGUUUUAGGUGGAAUGAGAAACCAAAUCCGGCCAGAUGUGCGUCAAGAAGAGUCACAGAAAUGGCGCCUUGAGGAGGACUGAUAUUUUAAAUAUGACUCAGCAAGAGAAUAACGAUGCUUGAAAUACAUAGCAUUAUGUCCCAGUGGCAGCUUUAGAUGGAACUCAUUUCAUUUUAUUGUGCUCAUCUCAGGAACGAGGAGGUUUUCAAACAAUUUAAUAUCAAAACAUCCAACCAAAAGUUCAGAAGUGAAAAGCAAAUUGAUACUUGCUUGUGGACAUGCUGCAUGUUACCAAAACAUAUGGUAGCUAGUGUCAAACACAGUGGAGCAUUUGCUGCCAAGUCAGAAACAUGCUUGCUGUAUUUCAGUUACCAUAUUUGAUUUGCCAUUAGAAUCAGCAGUCCCUUUGUGAUACUGUGUGUAUUUUAAAAGAGUUCUUUGAGCAUGCUCAUAAAAAGUCUUCAAUAAAGGGCUCCACAGAUGCUCUUCAGUAACUAAAGAGUUUCAUUUUGGACAUCAGACAUGGAAGCCAUAUGACAAGAAGUCAGACAGAACGUUAUAAUUGUAUGGGUCAUGAGCAUUGUUUUUAGCGUGGCACUUAAAAUAAGGACGGUCUCUUGGUAACUGUUCAGAAAUUACACUCAGUGUUCAUAUGCUUGCGAACAAUAAUUGUCCCUCCUAAAUAUCAAAUUCCUACUUCUGUGGGUGUUUGAAGAACCUGAAUGUUGCAGACAUGUUCUGUUGUGUUGCACUUUAAAGGAUAUGGCCUGUAUAUUGUGCUUUUUAAUAGUGUGAAUAAACAAUAAUGUGCAUUA